This is a messenger RNA of Balaenoptera acutorostrata (minke whale), 1807 nucleotides long. RefSeq names its product CDAN1 interacting nuclease 1 (gene CDIN1). NCBI's taxonomy places the organism in Eukaryota, Metazoa, Chordata, Mammalia, Artiodactyla, Balaenopteridae. The record is from RefSeq and is a predicted model, not a curated record. The coding region runs from base 216 to 761 and encodes 181 amino acids. Gene Ontology annotation, cellular component: cytoplasm; nucleus. Gene Ontology annotation, biological process: erythrocyte differentiation. The transcript is spliced from 6 exons.
GGCAGUUGAUCUACAGCCCGCCUCCCGCCGCGGAGCUGCAGGCUGAAGCCCAGGCUUGUGCAGCCAGGGGUGCAGGAGGGUAGGGGCAAGCCCAGAAAGUCGGGGACACAACGCUGUGCCGCAUUGUGCCCACCCCCCGUCUCCCGACACCAAGGCUGCUCAAGCCCAGGGUGUUUUUUUCCUUUUCACUGCCACCUCCCAGUCCUUGGCCCAACAUGAUACUGACUAAAGCCCAGUACGACGAGAUAGCCCAGUGCCUAGUGUCUGUGCCGCCUACCAGGCAGAGCCUGAGGAAGCUGAAGCAGAGGUUCCCCAGUCAAUCGCAGGCCACUCUGCUGAGCAUCUUCUCCCAGGAGUACCAGAAACAUAUUAAGAGAACACAUGCCAAACAUCAUACUUCGGAAGCGAUUGAAAGUUAUUACCAGAGGUAUGACCUGCCUGCCCCGCUAGAGGAUGAAGAUCAGCUCCGUGCAAAGGGUUAUGACAAAACACCAGACUUUAUUUUACAAGUACCCGUUGCUGUAGAAGGGCACAUAAUUCACUGGAUUGAAAGCAAAGCCUCAUUUGGUGAUGAAUGUAGCCACCACGCCUACCUGCAUGACCAGUUCUGGAGCUACUGGAAUAGGUUUGGGCCGGGCUUAGUCAUCUACUGGUACGGAUUUAUCCAGGAGCUGGACUGUAAUCGGGGAAGGGGUAUCCUGCUUCACGCCUGUUUCCCCACCGACAUCGUCACCUUAUGCCAUAGCACUGCUUCACCCUGAUGGUCCUGGAAGAGAAGCUGGGAGGAAAAGGUGAAUCCGGAAGCAAUUUCACUUUCCUGCGGUGUAAACUCCUGGCAGCAUCUGCCCUGAACUUCAGCUGAACUCUCGCUGCCCGUGGUCACACCACUACCUCUUUAGACAAACAUAUCAAGAGUUUCUGUUUUCCUUCAUCCCUUUUGCUCAUGUGAACAGCCAAGAACUACAGACACAGCCCACUCAUUAUCAGCAUUUCUGUCUCUGUCAAACAGUUAGUUUAUAGAUAGUCAUAAUCUUUCUUCCUUCCGGAUGGUUUCUCCUUAUAUACUGAACAAAAGAAAAAAUGUGGAGACUGAAAGGUGUGAUUUUUCAAUUCUCCUCCCAGUUACUGAAUCGCCCUCUUAUUUUUUUUUUUUUGUAAGCCUCCUUUCAUUCUCUCUCCCUCCCCCUUUCUCUUCAUGUACACUCACAGAUACCCGGGGUGGCGUUACUGUCAUGGAAUAACCUAGCACAGUCCCAGCAAAGCCGAAAUCAUGAAGGCUGCAACUAGAUUUUCGCUCUCACCUGCAAGGGCAGAUCUUGCUGGGAGCCUGCGUUUGUUUUGUCCAGUCUUUAUGGUUUCCUGACUUCUAUGGCAGUAAGCCAAGCUGAAAAAAAUAUACUUGAUGAGAAUUUCCUCUUUCUAUAAUACUUAUUUGAACACCAAACAUUUUCCAUUUAUCUCAUUUAAAAGCAUUAGUUACGUUGUGUCUGGAAACCACACUCCUUCUUUGGAUUGGGGGCUGAGGGCAGACGACUGAAGCUGGGUACCAGCCUUGACAAGAGUUUAUUUUUAAACGUAACUAGUUGUCAGUAUGUAUGGUAGUGAGUAUUUUUAUGAGUAAAAUUUUUCAAAAGCACAUUCUGGACCCUGCUUCGUAUCUGCAUUUUAUACCGCAUAAUUAUAUAACACUCAAAUAAUUUAGGCAUUAGGAUUGUUCGGCUUUGAAUGAAUUAAGUGUACCAAAAGUAAACCUAGAGCAAUUUUCAAGUAAGCAAAAUAAAAGAAGUUUUGUAUUUGUUCACUUUCA